AUGUUACUCGACAAGCACAGCAGAACCAUCUUCAUAACCGUUACGGUGACGUUUCUUGUUGCCAGCCUUUUUGCCCUGGGCCGCGUCGUCAGCCGCUUCGGCGUAGCAAGGCGCCAUGGCUGGGACGAUUAUGUCUUUAUUGUACCAUGGAUCCUCGCUUUUGGGCUAUCUUUCACAGUCGCGUUUGGUGACUCGACGGACUUUAGAGACGGUAAUACCACACAGCUACGGACACAGUAUGCUACCAUGGUUAUGUUCAUUCCGUCUCUAGCGACGGCUAAGAUUUCGAUCCUCCUGCUCUACAUCGACAUCGCGCGGCAGUCGCAGAAGUUCCUCCGCGUCGGGUCUUACGUUACCCUCGUGGUUGUGUUACUCGGAGGCGUCAUCUUGACCUUUUUGACGGCCUUUCGCUGCCGUCCCGUGGAGGCAGCGUACAACUUGGCUGCCCUGGACACCAGCUGCAUUCCUAUCCAGGACAUCUGGCUAAGUACGUGGCCAAUUAAUAUCGCCACUGAGCUUGCCAUCCUCGUACUACCUAUCCCAGCGCUAUCAACACUGCCGUUGAAACCAUGGCGGAAGAGCAUGGUGAUUCUGUCCUUUAUCCUGGGCGUCACCUUCGUCGGCGUUAUUGACGUGGCGCGCAUUUAUAAUCUUCAGCUUGCCGUCAUCAAUUCUGAGAACGCGACUGCUCUCAGGCCCUUCAACAUUGGCAUGGCGCUUUUGUGGUCAGCAAUAGAGGUCAACACGGCCAUCAUAGGGGCCGCUAUCCCAACACUCCCCCCUGUGAUUAAACGACUGAUACCAUCCAAUCCACUGGGUCUCCUUUCGCAUGAAAGCACGCGAAUAUGGAUGCAACAUCUUCCAUCCCAGGCAGGCUCCCAAAACUCGCCGAGUGCCAACGGCUUAGAGUAUCAC
Molecule: messenger RNA, 915 nt
Organism: Fusarium oxysporum Fo47
Lineage: Eukaryota; Fungi; Ascomycota; Sordariomycetes; Hypocreales; Nectriaceae
Exons: 2
Source: RefSeq, a predicted model, not a curated record